Molecule: messenger RNA, 1963 nt
Organism: Sturnus vulgaris (Common starling)
Lineage: Eukaryota; Metazoa; Chordata; Aves; Passeriformes; Sturnidae
Gene: TUBE1
Product: tubulin epsilon 1
Biological process (GO): microtubule-based process
Cellular component (GO): microtubule
Molecular function (GO): GTP binding
Source: RefSeq, a predicted model, not a curated record
AUGACCCAGUCGGUGGUGGUGCAGGUGGGACAGUGCGGGAACCAGGUGGGAUGCCGCUUCUGGGACUUGGCGCUGCGGGAACACGCCGCCGUCAACAAGAAAGGAAUGUAUGAUGAAGCCUUAAGCAGUUUCUUUAGAAACGUAGACACAAGAAGUGGUGAUAAUGGUCCUGAUAUAUACAAAGGAAAAAUCUGCACUUUAAAAGCACGAGCACUGUUGAUUGACAUGGAGGAGGGUGUGGUAAAUGAAAUUCUACAGGGACCAUUGAGGGACGUGUUUGAUAGCAAGCAGCUUAUCACAGAUGUUUCUGGUUCAGGAAACAACUGGGCUGUAGGUCAUAAGAUAUAUGGCUGUCAGUACCGGGAAAACAUAGUGGAAAAGCUGAGAAAAACUGCUGAACAUUGUGACUGUCUACAGUGUUUCUUUAUAAUUCAUUCCAUGGGAGGUGGGACAGGAUCUGGUCUUGGAACUUUUGUACUAAAUUUGCUUGAGGAGGAAUUCCCAGAAGUAUAUAGAUUUGUUACUUCAGUUUAUCCAUCUGGUGAAGAUGAUGUGAUUACUUCUCCAUAUAACAGUGUUCUGGCUAUGAAGGAACUUAAUGAACAUGCAGAUUGUGUACUACCAAUAGAGAAUGAAUCUCUAUUUCAGAUAGUUAAUAAAAUUCAUCAGAUGAUCAAUUCUGGGAAGUUAGGAUCAACUGUGAAGCAGAACAGCUUGGUAACAUCAAAUGCAGGCAGUGCAAAAACACUACAAGUGAAGCCAUUUGAUGCAAUGAAUAACAUCGUAGCCAACUUGCUGCUGAAUCUGACAAGCUCUGCUAGAUUUGAAGGUUCCCUAAACAUGGAUCUUAAUGAAAUCAGCAUGAAUUUGGUUCCGUUUCCUCGACUUCAUUAUUUGGUUUCAAGCUUGACUCCUCUGUAUACACUGGCAGAUGUUAAUGUUCCUUCUAGAAGGUUAGAUCAGAUGUUCUCAGAUGCUUUUAGCAGAGAUCAUCAACUAAUUCAAGCCGAUCCAAAGCACAGCCUCUACCUGGCCUGUGCACUUCUUGUUCGAGGAAAUGUACAGGUUUCAGACCUUCGCAGAAACAUUGAAAGGUUGAAGCCUUCUCUUCACUUUGUCUCCUGGAAUCAAGAGGGCUGGAAAACUGGUUUGUGUUCAGUACCUCCUGUGGGACAUUCCCAUUCCCUUCUGGCUUUAGCAAACAACACCUGUGUAAAACCAACUUUCAUUGAACUCAAAGACAGAUUUAUGAAGCUCUACAAGAAAAAGGCUCACCUUCACCAUUAUCUGCAAAUAGAUGGGAUGGAGCAAAGCUGUUUUUCAGAAGCUAUAUACUCUUUGUCUGACCUAAUAGAAGAGUACAAUGAACUGGAUGCUACAAAAGGUGGGCCUAGAAUAGAUCCUUCAAGGCUGAAGAUAGCUCUUUAAAGAAGGAAGAACUGAUUUUAUAAACAACAACAAAAAAGCACUUUCCCUAAGCAUCCAGCCACUUCAGUUAACCAGAAUGACUUGCAGCAUGCCUGACUAUUUUAAUCCCAAAGUGGGACCAGCACAACAGCUUCCUUACCUCAAGAGUUGUCAUUAAGUGGUGAGCCCUGCCUGUAAAAAGAUUUGAAGGCAGCUCAUUGUGGCUGGUAUCAGUAAGGACAGUAAUCCUAACUGUGGAGUAAAUUGACACACCAUAUGGUGUGAAGAAAAGGAAGAGAGUUUGUAUGUAGCAGUCAAAAAUAUAAUUAUUUUCUCAGUCUUUGAACUUACAGUAAACUAAAGGAAGGUCUUGCUUCAAAGAAGGAUCACCAUUACUAGAUUUAGUUUUUAACAAGCGACUACGAAGAGAAGAAAAGCCCAUGUAGUCUUUUCAAAGAUAAAAGCAAAUCUCUAAUGAAACUUUCUUACACUUUGCUGUAGACAUUUCAAAAUGCUCUAAGCUAUGUUCCUCAUUUUAGUAUUUCUGCUUCUAUUU